GGUUGUAUGGGUGGACGACGACGACGACGGCUCCUGUAGCGACCGCAGCGCACACGACACCUGACUUGGCUCUCUUCGUCACAUCGGAAAGUUCAACCAGUAUUAUUGAACCCGUCUAACGAGUGAGACAUACACACCGAGUCCUCCGCUCUCAUCGGUUUCUUGUGCUUUUUGUAGUGUGUAGAGGCCACUGCGAACCUGAUUCCUAAUCUUGAACACGGCAACACCUGAGGGGACGUCUGCUCUGCGAGGUGGAGACCCCUAAAUCGAACCAAUAUAUAAUAUCAUCUUCGCCUUCGCGCCGAUCGCCACCAGGAACCUCUCCCUCUCGCGUGCUGCUGCUGUCGCGUCACAGUCCUCUUCUGGUGUCGUAUCGGUGAUCCCGCUCGGUAGCAGCGCAAGAUCGUCGAGGAUCCUCAGUAGUCUACGACAAGUCGCGAGCGAGCAAACGAGUAGUGUAGUGCGCGCGGGGUUAGCAGCUAGAUGCUCCGGGCCUCCCAAGAUUAUACCAUAGCCGAUAGUUCAACACGUGCGGCGCGACGUUACCGCAGCAGCUAUCCAAGGCCUACCCCCGAAAAGUGGCCUUAGCUCCUCUCCAGUGUACACACGGAGAGCGCCGCGGACGGAGUUUUUCUGGACUUUGGUGGUGCGCGACACAAACAAACGCGAUUACUACGGGAGGGAACACAAACAAAAUCCCAGUGACAAAAAUGCAAUAAUUUGAUCGAUCGUAUCUCGGAAAAGUGUCGCAUUCGCGGGUACUCUUCAGUGAUUGUGCACGAUAAAGGAAAAUCAGUGAAAAGUUCUUGAGCUGAGAAGAACCCAGAUAAAAAAAAAACAAAAAUACAGUGAACACCUAAAAAUUCUAAGAAGCAAUCGAAAGUGAUCUGAAGUGGAAAAUAUACGAAAAAAAUAUCAAAGAAGAUCUGAUUGUGAGAGAUCUUGUGGAUAUAACGACAACAACAACAACAACACAUACACCUGUGGUGCCAAACCAAAUAAAGUAAAGUGUCGUCCCGAAAUAGAAGAAAAAAUCCAAUAAUUCGGGCAGAGCUCACGACACGAAAAAUAUUCAAAGUGCUAGUUUUGCCGAGAGGAAGCAGACGAAAAAUAAAAAAAAGAGUUGAAGCAAAAUAAGUUUUUGGUGUGAAUGUUGCCGGACCACGAACAACAACAGCAACAGAAAUAAAAGCGGGGCCAACAAACAAACGACAACGUUUUGGGGGUGAUUUGACGAGUGAGGUGUGUUUUUUGGUGCGAUAUCCGGAACGAGAUACAGAUUCCUGCCGAUCGCGAUCAUCUCAACAAGAGCGAUUACAGUUCGCCGCACAUAAAAAAAAAACAACAAAAUCAACACAACAUGACACCCAUCAUCAGUCAGCUGUUGCACGGCUAGACCGCUAGCCCUUUCUCAGCAUCGGAACACCCCUCGGCCAUCCCAGUGGAAACCGAAAAUCCCUAAUCGUGAACCGAGAACCCUCGAACAAACAAUCGCGCCCAAAUGGUUAUGUCGCCAAGUAGACGACUAUCAUCGCCAGGAAUCGCCACGCAUCCGAUGAAUAUGCAUUUGAGCUCGCUGCAACACUCCCAGCUGCAAUUGUCCUCUCAAAUGCAUCAGAAGUUGGCCGCAGGAUUAACCCCGAAUCAUAUGAGUGGAUUCUUCAAAAGCCCAUCCACUUCACCCAGCAGCGCCAAUGCUAAUAUGAACAUCACCAGUUCCAACAACAACAACAAUAACAACAACCACCACCACAGCAACAGCAAAUCUCAAAGCAACGGCAACAACAGCAGCGGUGGAAGCAACAACAGCACACCCACCAAUAUGCCGUCGGCAACCGAAUUAUCGUCGCACCCCUUGAACCGCUUGCAGUCGAUGCAGCCGUUCGACUUUCGCAAACUGAGCGCAGCAGCCGCUGGUUUGAGCGCCUUCACAGCUGGCUUACCACCUCCAAGGCUCAGUCCCGAAGCAGCCGCCGCCCAGCAUCACUUCAAUCAGCAGCAAGCUGCGGCCGCUGCUGCAUACUCUCAUGCUACCGCCAAGCGUCGUGAUUCGCAAGCUUCCGAUUCGUCGCCAAGCUCACGCGACCACGCUGCGGCAGCUGCCAACUUCAUGAAUCUCACUAUGGGCGGCCAUGGACUACCGUUCCCAAUCCCUCCACCACCGCCACCGACUUCGGUCGCCAUGUCCCUUGCCAACUCGCUGAACCACUCGGCAGCCGCAAUGGCAGCAGCUGUUUCCGGCAACCCUCUAGCCGCCAGCUUCGUUGCUCAAUCCUUCCCCAAUCUGUUGGCCGCAUCGGCAGCUCGCGAACAAGCACGCAGCAAGUCGCCCCACAAAAUUCAGCUCAAGUCGGACAAACCUUCCGACAAAUCAGACAACGAAAAGAACCAUCAUCACGGCAGCGGUGAAAACGUCCUGAACCUCAGCCGAGAUCUUGCCGCACAACACCUUGCCCGGCAAGCUCUACCCGGUCACGUUAGCCGACUAGCCGCAGGACUUCCCCCAGGUGCUCACCUAAAGAAGCCUCAAUCCCCAAGCAAGCGCCAAUGGGGCGCUCUACCACCCAAUCUGGGAACGCAGUUCGUCAACCCAGCCACCGGAAAGAAACGAGUUCAGUGCAAUGUUUGCUUUAAGACCUUUUGUGAUAAGGGCGCCCUGAAGAUCCACUUCUCGGCUGUUCACCUACGCGAGAUGCACAAGUGCACCGUCGAAGGCUGCAGCAUGAUGUUCAGUUCUCGACGAUCGCGCAAUCGUCAUAGCGCCAAUCCAAACCCCAAACUGCACUCGCCUCAUCUCCGACGGAAGAUCUCCCCUCAUGAUGGACGCAGCGCUCAGCCUCAUCCAAUACUGCUACCCUCCGCUGGAAUGCCACUACCAAAUGGUCUGAACCACCUCCAUCCCUUCGCUCCGUUCCCACUGAUGCCACCAGGAGAUAUGCGCCACCCAUCGCUAUCGGCCCUAGAGUUCAAAGCCAACAUGGAAGCUAGCAUGCAUCGGCGGCUGCAGGAGCAAGAAAAGCAUCGCGAAAACCAACGACAGUCGCUCAGCCCGGAGAACUACCGCUAUCGCAGCCCUCUGGGCGGUGACUCCGACAAGUAUCUCUCCCCAGGUGGACAUCAUCUUAGUGUCGGCGGUGGCUCAUCAAUCGGAAGCCACCUCGAUGAUGACGACGAUGACGAUGAUGAUGAUCCGAAUGGAAUCGUCAUUGACGGAAACGACGACGAUGAUGAUGUCGAACAUGGCUUUGACAUGUCGCUUAGCUCCGAAUCGGAAGAUAUCAAGUCGUACCGUCACUCGAGAACUCCUGAUGCGGAUUACGAUAACGAACGGCUAAGUCAUCACAUUGAUCGCGAAGAGGAGCGUCGGCGAUCGAUUGAAGGCGGUGAGGAUAAUGAGCCACAGGACUUCAGCUUGACCAAGCUGAAGUCGGAGAAGUUGUCGGUGUCGAGCGAUGGAGACGACGUAGCGAGCAACGUGGACAGCAAUGAAGACUCGUCAGUGAACGACUCGCAGGUGGCAAUGCUGUCGAUCAACAAGCGCAAGCGGAAGAGUAUGAAUCCUACGAAGUGUGCAAUUCCUUCGGAACGCAUGACUGCCGAAUCAGGCAACAUGUCGGACGAGAACGAUGACAAAGAGGGCGACGAUGAAGAUCAAGCCGAGCCAUUGAUCAAGAAGAUCAAGAUUGAGCAAGAGCAGCAAGAGGAAGCAAUGUCGUUGGUGAACGAUAAGAGAAGAAGUUCGGUAUCUCCAAAGCCCAAUGGAGAGAGCAAUCACCACGCCGAUAGUGAUCGCGAAGAAGAAACACCAGUGAAAAUCAAAUCAGAGCCAAGUGAGCAGCAGGAUGAAGCAGAAAACCUGUCGCUGGAUCUGUCGAAGAAGCGCUCGACGCCGGACGUCAAUGCCAAUGAAAAAUUUACCAAAUACUCGAUAGAUGUGAAACCCGCUUCGGAGCUGAUGGAGAACCCCAUGUCUUUGGUGCGUUCAAAGAAAGAAAACGAGGCUGACCAAGAAGCGGAAGAUUUGCGCCGACCGGGCUCCGCAGAUAGCAAAAAGAGUGGCGGAAGUCUCGAUUCUGCCAGCACGCUGCGGCGGUUGGAAAACUUGUCGCACGGUCCGCUGAAUGAGAUGAUGAUGCAGCGAGGUGGACUUCCGCAGUUCCCUCCACUAAGUUAUCUGAUGAACGCUGCACCACCAAGCCCAGCACGAUCCAGGAGUUCAUCACCCAAUCCUGCCGGAAGUCCACAACAUCAGCAGGACUUGGACUCUGAUGACAACGUAGACUACUGUGAAGAGGGUAACUGCUUCAACGAUCCCAAUGUACCUCUCGACAAAGACCCAAAGAAGUGUUCCGCCUGUGGCCGAAUGUUCCAAAACCAUUUUGCCGUGAAGGCUCACUAUCAGAGCGUGCAUCUUAAACUGCUGCACAAGUGCAAUAUCGAUGGCUGUAAUGCGGCUUUUCCAUCGAAACGUAGCCGUGAUCGUCAUGCUUCCAACCUGAACCUUCACCGGAAGCUGCUGUCAACAAGCUCCGAUAGCAGCGAAACUGUUCUUCCGAUGGAGAAACAGUUCCCCUCAUUCCCUGGUCCGCUGCCAACGGAAUUCCUUGCCAGGCUGUAUGCUGAUUCACAAAAGUUCCCCAUGAACCUGGAAGCCUUCAAGAACCACCUUCCCAAUGCUGGAGCCUACGCAGAGCACUUCCUGAACGGCGCUGGCCAACGAUUCCCUCCAGCCGCUGCCAACCCGUUCCUGUUUCCACCCCUUGGCGGAUUGGGCGGCUUCCCAGGCUUGUCUCAGUUCUCCCAUCUUCUCCCGCAUCCGUUGAACGGCAUCUCGUCACAACUGGCCGGCGGCCGGAUGUCCCGCUCGGAUUCUCCCAUCUCAGCGUGUUCCCCACCAGCGUCCAGCAGCAACAUUCCAUCGCCCAGGUCACACCAUCCCGAUCAACAGGACGAUCGACACUCGGCGGCUGCAGCGGCGGCGGCGGCUCUUCUACACCGAAACCGAUCGCCAGCGGCUACUCCGAUCGAGGAAGCCCGCAAGAGUCAACAGACGCCGGAUUCCUUGUCGUGACCGCCAACGCCUACUACUUCGGUAGAGUCCACAGGGAACUGGUGAAUUCGACGGUAAUCUAAACUAGGUUUAAUUGAAGCGCAGUGCGCAAAGCAAUGUUAUCUCUCUACACAUAGCUCUUCGCGAGCAAUGAAGCAAUUUGAGAAUAAAAUAAAAAAAUGUGGAAAAACCCAACCGGACGAUAGAAAUUAAUUCAAUUUAAAGAGGCGAUUGAUGGGCCAUCCCACACCCUUCUCUCCUUCUUCUUAAAAAAAGAAAACGUGAUCUCGUUUGACUCUCUUUUUUAUUAUUUUGUAAUUAAACUUAUCGCUUAAAUUAGGUUCUGUUUAUCUGGACUAGCUUCAGAAGCCGGGGCAGCUGAAGGUGACCCAUCAAAACAGCUGCAGCUGGAGUGAAUUAGAGACAUAAAUCACACUUUACUUAAGUGCCCAGUGAUAUGUAACUUUAAUUAAUUACUUUCGACGCUACACUGAACUUUUGAUACGACAACGCAUCGGAAUUCUCUCCGUUGGAGCGUUGAGGGAGAAGCGGGACAAAAUCUGAUUUCGAAUUUACUUUGACUACGAUUAAGCAUUAUGAAAUAGAAAUUUUUAGUGGAAAAAACAGAGAGCAAAAUCUAGCAUUGAAACGCAAAAAAGUAGCUUUUGUAAGGUCGUAAGUGUAAGCUUCUCCAGUUCCUAAACAAGAAAAUCUCUGCUAUCCUAAUUGUGUAAUUUAUUCCCAAAAAACAAGCAACAAACUGAUCAACGAAAGAAAUGAUAUUCAUUUUAUAUAUGUUUCACAAAUAAGUACCUAUUUUUUUAAACGGAAUGUUUAUUUCAUCAAAACUAUCACCAACACCAAAUUCUUCCACGAACUAAAUCUAGUAUUUAAGUGUGCAAGAGGUCAAACACAUCCUAGCGAGCAAAGAAAACAAAGAAAUCUAUCGGAAUACGAAGAAACUCUCUAGUUUAAGCAUUCAAUACAAGCGUAAGUGGAGCAAAUCUUUUCAUUUUUGUACCUUAACAUAUAUUUUAAUGCGUCGUUUAUCUCCCGCGGAAGGCGAACCACUUACAGGAUAAAUGCAAGAAAAAGGAAUCAAUAAUAAAAUGUGCAAUAUUUUCGUCCUCUUUUGUGCUCUAGAUAAAUGAUAGUCUGUUAGGGUAAUUGUAAUGAUAUGCGUAGAUACAAUACUUUCACAAUUUUAGUGGCUAAGACAGCAAAAAUACAAAAAAUGGUAGUGUUAAUCAAACUAAAAAAACAAUGGAAAAGCAUGAAAAAUAUGAUAAACAAGAUUUUACUCUCUAGGGAAAAAAUUCGAUCAAAAAAACAAAACACGAAGCCCCCAAACAAUGUAAAUAGUCUAUAAAUAUUGAACCAUUAUGGCUUAGAUAAUUAUAACAAUUGAUAUUAAAGGCUAAGCAACGGCUUCAUUCUAAAUGAAGCUUUACAUCACAAAAACACUCAACUCAAAACAAGUUACACAGUAAUGUAAAAAAUAGGCAAAACCGUAAAACUUAUCCAUACAAAAAAAAACUGCAAGUUAAAA
Molecule: messenger RNA, 6599 nt
Organism: Aedes aegypti (yellow fever mosquito)
Lineage: Eukaryota; Metazoa; Arthropoda; Insecta; Diptera; Culicidae
Gene: disco-r
Exons: 2
Coding region: 1502-5071 (1189 amino acids)
Biological process (GO): regulation of DNA-templated transcription
Cellular component (GO): nucleus
Source: RefSeq, a predicted model, not a curated record